AUGCUCAACUAUGAAAAUGACUCGAAACAAGUCCGAAGCAUCUACGGCGUCUCCGGCGACUUCAGCCUAGUUUCUCUGGACUAUAUCGAACCCGCAGGCCUCAACUGGGUCGGCAACGCCAACGAGCUCAACGCCGGCUAUGCGGCAGACGGCUACGCUCGCAUCAAGGGAAUCACAGCGCUAAUCACAGCCUUUGGCGUGGGGGAACUGUCAACGCUGGAUGCAGUUGGUGGCGCGUUUGCAGAGAGGGCGCCAGUCGUGCAUAUCGCGGGCGUCCCGAGUGCGGCGUUGCAGAAAGCGAGGCUGAUCAUGCAUCACUCGUUCGGGGAUGGGGAUUUUCGGAGGUAUGCGAGGGUUUAUGAGGAAUUUACUUGUGUGCAGGUGAAUUUGGAUGAUGCCGGGGCUGCGGCCGAGAUGGUGGAUGAGAUGCUGAGAGAGUUUCUGCUGCAGCGUAGGCCGGUUUAUAUAGAAUUGCCGACGGACCUUGUUUAG
Molecule: messenger RNA, 492 nt
Organism: Aspergillus chevalieri
Lineage: Eukaryota; Fungi; Ascomycota; Eurotiomycetes; Eurotiales; Aspergillaceae
Exons: 1
Coding region: 1-492 (163 amino acids)
Molecular function (GO): carboxy-lyase activity; thiamine pyrophosphate binding
Source: RefSeq, a predicted model, not a curated record